This is a messenger RNA of Gastrolobium bilobum, 894 nucleotides long. RefSeq lists its product as uncharacterized. The coding region runs from base 1 to 894 and encodes 297 amino acids. The record is from RefSeq and is a predicted model, not a curated record. The transcript is spliced from 2 exons. Gene Ontology annotation, molecular function: zinc ion binding. NCBI's taxonomy places the organism in Eukaryota, Viridiplantae, Streptophyta, Magnoliopsida, Fabales, Fabaceae.
AUGUUUAGACAGUGUUGUGAGGAGUUCAAAUUUGCCAAACCCGUCAUCCAAAUUGAUGGAACACAUUUAUAUGGAAAGUACAAAGGAAAAUUGUUGGUGGCCACAACCCAAAAUGGUAAUAAUGAAUGUUUACCGAUUGCAUUUGCCAUCGUAGAAGGCGAAACUUUGGAAGCAUGGGAUUAUUUUCUCGUUAAUAUUCGUGCUCAUGUGACUACGAUGUCAAACAUAUGUUAUACUCCAGCAAUGGUUGAUUUUGAAAGGAAUCUUGCGAGUUUCCGUGAAAGUAGUCCUCAAAUUGCUGAGUGGAUUGAUGUGAUUCCUAAGGAAAAGUGGUCGCGUGCCUACGAUAUUGAAGGACGGAGGUACGGUCAUAUGACAACAAAUUUGGCUGAAUCUGUCAAUAGGGUUUUGAAGGGGGCCAGAAAUAUGCCUAUAACAGCAUUGGUUAAGCAUACAUAUAGCAGAUUGGUUGCAUAUUUUGUUGAGAGAGGAACAAAUGCUCUUGCACAACUUCAAUUAGCUCAUCGUCACUCCAAACAUGUUGUUGAAUUGGUCAAGAAGAACCAGGUAGAUGCAACAGGCCACCACGUUCGUGCAUACAAUGUUGAACAUACUGUAUUCGAGGUUGACGCAGGUUGGGAGCGUUCAUAUUCUGUCAACCUCCCACAGAGAUACUGUCAGUGUGGAAAGUUUAAGGCCUUUAAGUAUCCAUGUAGUCACGUCGUUGCUGCUGCGUUAAGUGUUAGGCAGAGUGCGUUCACUUACGUUGACGACGUCUUCUUGAUAACUAACUUGGUCGAGGCUUAUUCUUUUCCGUGGGAGCCAAUCAGAAACGAGGAAGCAAUACCUGAAAUUAAUGGUGCAAAGAUUAUUCCUGAAACGAGUAAGGAGUGA